GAUAUCGAAGGCACCCCACAUCUCCUUGCUGCAAAGAUCGCUGCACAAUUCCAGCUUAGCGAUGUCAAAGGGAUGCUGCAAACCAUCUCAGAGUUUUUGCCUGUGAUUCUGAAGAACGAGUGGUGCUCAGUAGAUGUGACAAUCGCCGAUGCUGGCGCUACUAUGGAGAGUAUAUAUAUCCGCUUUUUAUCAGAUCUAGACGUGAUGGAAUUCGACACCUUUGUGUAUUUGACGCAAAAUCCAUACAAACUGAAACCUAUAGAAACGCCCUUCUGGUUUAUUCGAUGCGCUGCUGCUGGCCAUUGGAUCGCAAAUUUACUCUUGCAAUCGCUUCGAAUUAUGUUAAAAGAAACAAGUGGAGAUGCAUUGAUAACCACAAUAAUGGUACUGUCUCAGGUGGACUUCGCUAACAAUGGAUUUUCAGCUUUCAAUGAAGCGAUCUCUGUUGCAGAAACAAAGGACUCUUUCAAUUGUACAGGUAUUUUUGAUUUUAUAUCGGAUUCAGUUGUGAUAGAGCGAUUAGCCAGCUUGGCUUCGGAUCGUCCACAGUGUUUCUUCUCCGGACAGAGCGAAAGGUAA
Messenger RNA from Strongylus vulgaris, 579 nucleotides. The record is from the annotation of a GenBank genome assembly. NCBI's taxonomy places the organism in Eukaryota, Metazoa, Nematoda, Chromadorea, Rhabditida, Strongylidae.